UUCUGACCUAUACAAUAUUUUUAAUACAAAUUUAUAUCAAUAAUAAAUUGAGUUUUUGUAUAAUAACACAAGACUUUUUCAAAAAAUAAAAACAGAUAGAAAACUUAUAAAUGUAGCUUCAAAACAAAAUGGCGCAUCAUGUCAAGCUUCAUCAGAACAAGGAAAUUCAUAUUACUUUGCCUAUGCUUGUGAAAAUGCUUUAGAACCUAUUUGGACAACCAUUAAUGAUUGGGCUUCACAUUGUAGUGGCACUGAUUGUAAUCAAAGCUGGAUUCAAAUCAAUUUUAAUAAAUUAUAUAAUAUUUCUAAAAUUUGUAUUGUUCAAAGGAUUGUAAAAGAGAAAUUUCUUUCAAAUUCAGUAGAAAUUACACUUGGCAAUCAUGUUUCAAUAUACAGAACAAACACUUCAAAAAUGUGUAUUUUAUUAGAAGAGGAAGUUGGUAUCAAUUUGUCCAGUAUAAGAUUGAGACCAGUGGGUCUUCAAAGUGAUACCAUGAAUGUUGGUUUCAAUUCUAUAUUUGCAUAUUCAUAUCAUGAAGAAUCAAUUGAUAAUAGUAAUGGAGAAAUGUUAACUAAUAUAGCUGCUUUUGAAUUGGGAGCUACUUGUACAUCUUCCAGUUCAUUUAAUAAGUAUGAAUGUGAUAAAGGAAUUAACAGAGAACUUCAAACGGAAUGGGCCGCAAUAUGUCAAAGUGUAUGCAUUGAUCAGUUUAUAGAUAUUACUUUUCCAUAUCCAGCACAACCAAGGAAAUAUUGUUAUAUGAAUAGUGAUGUUGUCUAUCAACUAUACGAUAGUUUUCAAUAUAUCAAAUUCAAGGUUAAAGGUCAAGCUUUUGGUAUACCUAAUGAGUGUUCAUCAUUGGUUAUUAGUUUCAAGAGUAAAUUCAAGAAAGAAUUUUCAUUAAAGUUCGAUUCUGUGGUUACUGGCGAAGAAAGAUCUUCAAUUGAAAUUUACCAUAAUGGUACACAAACUGUUGAGGAGUUAAGUGAAACAAACUCACUAAUAAGUUGUGAAGUAUGGAAUGACUAUUGGCUUAGAAUUAAAGGUGAUGAAAUCAAAUUUGGCUCAGGUAGUUUCUAUAAUAAAAAUUUAUUAGCAAAAUUAAAAUUGCCUAAAUCAUUGGAAAUUGAGCAAAUAUUGUUCAGAAAUAAUUUAGGAAGUGACAUAGUUAAUAUGAUUCAAAUCACAGAAAAAAGUAUGUGUAAUUCAAAUUUUAAACUAUUUCUACAAUUGCUACUACUUCUUUGCAGGUUAUACAUCAUGUGGAUCCCACUACAAGGAAGAUAUGAAUAA
Molecule: messenger RNA, 1294 nt
Organism: Dimorphilus gyrociliatus
Lineage: Eukaryota; Metazoa; Annelida; Polychaeta; Dinophilidae
Source: the annotation of a GenBank genome assembly